Molecule: messenger RNA, 4096 nt
Organism: Zeugodacus cucurbitae (melon fly)
Lineage: Eukaryota; Metazoa; Arthropoda; Insecta; Diptera; Tephritidae
Gene: SuUR
Product: protein suppressor of underreplication
Exons: 4
Coding region: 148-3927 (1259 amino acids)
Source: RefSeq, a predicted model, not a curated record
GUUUGUAAUAUUCUUUUACAUCAAACUAUUUUACGUAUUAGUUGUUCUAUACAUAUCAUUGCAUUACAUCAACACGAUCGGCGACUGAUACCCACGUAUUAGGGCAUAGAAAGACAAGUGAAUCGCAGAGGGGGUUGUAAUACAGAAAUGUAUCAUUUUAUGGCCACAUGUGCGCCUGAGCCAUUGGAGUUAUCGGAAAAAGUUCAAAUACCUGGGCACGUAAGACAAUAUCUUAAGGACUUCCAAUUAGAGACCCUUCGUUUCUUACAUAGGCAUUUAGCUAAUCGGGAUUUUUGUAUAUUGAACGAUGAGAGUGGCUUGGGCAAAUGUGUUUCAACUGCAGUGUAUUUAGGUGUAAUAGCCAAGAAUAAAACUUGUCUUAUUGUUGUUCAAAAUGAUGAUGAGCUUGUGGCUGGAUGGCAAUUCCAUUUCGAUAUACUUACGAAUCUAAAAGUUGGAGUUUUGGAUUCGACUACGAGCAUAUUGGAUUCUCCUCCGAAUAUAAUCAUAGCGAAAUGGGCUACUCUACGUUCAACAGUUGAUGGAAACAAAUAUAAUUAUGAUUAUAUUAUUAUCGAUAACCGAGGUCAAAUGAUGAGUAACAACUUUUGCAUGUCUAUGCUCUUGAGUAACUAUGAACAUAAAGUCAACUUACUAAUAUCUAGUAUCGAUGUGACGUCUGAUCUAAAAUUGUUACACAACGCUCUACGCCUGGGAGGUCGUAUAGAUCAUCAGUAUGAACAGUUUAAAGUUUUUGAGGCGAAAUACAAAUUGCCGGACUCGAAAGAUGUACUUAAUAAAACUUCUGAUUUAGAGCAAUAUUUUUUAAAACGUGAAAUGAUAAGUGAUUAUUGCAAAGACUUUCGGUUACGGCGUUAUCGACAUCAAUUUGAAGACAAUAUGCCGCUUGUGAAUGCAGAACGAUAUAAGAUUAAUUUAGAUUUGUGGCAUACAAUAAGCAGUUCAAAUAGUUCUCUAAAAUCUAACGACAACACCAACGUAUUAAAUGCGAAUUCUGAAACGGCGACUGAAGAACUUUUCAACCAAGCUUUAGCGUUAAAUGGUGAAAUGACGCACAUUACAGAGACACAAAAGAGUGAAGCGUUCAUAAUGCCAAACAAUGAGCCUUCGGAAGAUGCGCUGAGUAUGUCACCGCUUCUAAUCGACUCUGAAUCAUGUGACAGCGAUGAAGCAGAAGUUGUGGUCAUAACGAAUCAAGAAACCAGUUUGCCUCCAAGUAAACAACCAGUAUCGGACAUUUAUGAAUUUGUUGACUUGUCAACUGAAAACUGUUCGGAGGAAUAUGUGAGCAAUAUCAACAGGACAAAACAGAAAACUCCCAAUAAAUCGGAAGCAAGUCAAUUGAAGGCACGAUCUCCUGCGCAGAAUAACAAAAACAUAAAGACAAUUAUAAUAAAAGAUACACAAGAAAUCGAGAAUCCUACGGACUCAACUAAAAAUCAAGCAAACCGAAAAAAGACAAAAUUACAAGCUUCCAAAGAUGUUUUGGAAAAAAAGACAAAUGUUAGGAAAGGAGAUCAAAGUGAUGAUCUGAUUGAAGUUUUGGACACUCCCUUGGAAGCGAGCGCCACCAUAGGUGAUAGCAAUAAAAAUGCAACAGUUUCGAAACGUCAAAUGAGAAAUAACAAUGUAAUAAAGCAAAAUGUGGCGGCGGAGAGCCAAAUACAGCAGGAUAAAGAUAAUAAUAAGGACACAAUUACCACAUCUAACCGGAGAACUUUAAAACAACCCAAAAAAUAUUUAAAGCAAACCGCAAAUAAAAUUAUAACUACUGAUAAAAGUGAUUCAGUUAUUUCGUCGAAGCAAAAGAAAUUAGAGCAGGCGCAAAAGAAUAGCGAAAAAACCUCAAAAAUAACUGAUAAGGUGGUUGAGCGUAAAAUUCGUGAGAAAUUAACUGAAGCUAAGCAGCAAACUGAUAAGGCAGUAAAAGAAAAAGACCCAACACCAACAAAAGAGAAAAACGAUGAGUUGAAGGAAAAAGAAAUUAAGUUCAAACAUAACGUAAGCGAAGCAAAGGAAACACCAAGGCGUUUAAGGCAAACAAGGGCCAACAAAACUGAUGUCCCAAAAGAUAAAAAUGUAGAAACAUCUGGGAAAGUUACUCCAAAAAAGGUAGAGUCUGCACCUGCCAGAAGAGAUUUACAGGAAUGUGACAAAGAUAAAGAAAAAACGCCAUCAAAAGAUUCACCACAAGAUGAAGGCGUAAAACAAAAUGCCAAACCGAAAAUAAAAAAUAAAUCACGUGCGGAUGUUCCAGAGACACCAACCGUGCGAAAUACCAGAAGUAUGCAGCAGCGGCUAACACGAUCUAAGGACAACAUGAAAAGUAAAUAUAUGAAAUCGCCGUUGUUACCGGAUAGUAAUAGAAAGCCGAAGAAAAAGCCGAAAGAAAAAGCUAUACUGACAGAAAAUUGUGCCAAGGCUGUAACUAAGGAACCUGCAGAACCAACAAGCAAAAGCAAGAAAGUAGGAAGUGAAAAUUUAGCAAAUGAGCACAACACUAAUAUAUGUAGGAAAACAACGCAAAAUAAGGGUAAAAAAGGACAAACAAAUAAUAUAGUUUCUAAUAAUGUUAUAAAUACCACCGAUUCAGCCAUACUGCCAUGUUCCAAUAACACAGAAGACAUGCAAUGCGGACAAAAGAUAAUUUCAGAUACACACUCAGAUAACGAAUUCUUACGACCACCAACACCGGUGCGCAACACAAGAAAUUCUGAACCCAAAAACUUUUUACCCACCCCUAGUAGUUUAACGGAUUCCGAAGUAGUAUUUGUGCCAUCCACAGACGUACCGAAUAAAGGUCAAUCGAUCGUUGUCUUAUCCAGUUCAACGGAUGAUGGCUCGCUAUCAUCGCAGCAAUCUGCACAGAGUCGACGAACGCGUGCGCUAAAGCAGAAAAAAGCGCUUAAACGCCCUGCGAUCGAUGCUGCCGAUGCAAAUCAAUUGCCAUCAACGCCAACAUUCGGCGAACUAUUAGCCAAACAACGAGCACAGCGAAAGUCACCGGAUUUGUUCAGUGCGAGUACCGAACUUGGAUUAACGUGCACACAGCGCAUCACAGACGAUAGACAUGACGGCGUUGAGACCUUUCAGGGUUUCAAAAUAUUCGGUUCUGAAGUGAAACAAAUGCAACAACAACACGCUCAAAUUGCUGGUGUUGGAAAGAAGACAAAGCAAGCGCUAAGUCGCGGACGUUCAUGCUUAAAUAUUCUCGAACAAAUGUUUGAUACGCCUGCUACGGAGGUCGCAGAAGUUGCGACGAAUGCACAAACGCAGCCAACGAAAUCGACAAACACACAGACAACAAAGUCCAAGAAAGCGCCAGACAGUAAGUUGGUGAAACGGGCGACCCGAGGGAGUCAGCCUGUGAUGCCGGCACUACCAAAUGCUGUGACUGGCACACAGAACCAUGAGAAAAAUAAACAAACGUCAAACAAUGGCACUGCCACAAACCAAAUGAUUAGCGGCCCUAUGGAGGAUGAGGAGAUAUUCGAGAUUACACAUAACGAUGCAUUCGGCAGUGUGAUGCGCAUCAACUCCAAUGGUGAGAUAUCGCCAGUGCAGAUGACAGCACGUACGCAACCAACACAGCCAACGCAACACAAUAAAAUCACGAACUAUCUGAUCGGUACAACGCAACUAACACCAACGGAGGCCACAAUGGAUGAGCGUACGCCCAGCAAACGCACACCACAAACGCAACUGUCCGGCACAGCGGCACGCAGAUCACCGAAACAUAGAUCGACACAAUCAACGAAACUAACAAAGUGGUUUCAGAAAAACGACGCGCUCAAUGAUCUCCACGCGAAUGCAGCGCAGCAAGAAAUCACAUCGAGAAGCCACAACAGAAACACCAUGGCUAAGCGACUUAAGCGGCGUUGCCUGGAGUUAUCCUUCCGAAAUUGAGGAGGAGGAAGGAGGAUGUUAAACGCGACAAUAUGCAUGUACAUAUGUAUGUAUGCACAUUAACUAAAUUAACCUGCAUGUAUUUAAAUAUAGAAUUAGACAGUUUAGACAGUUUUAAUGUACCUUUAUUCAAUUUUAACGUAAUUACACACAUGAUUUUUUAUGAUUA